Molecule: messenger RNA, 3441 nt
Organism: Tetrahymena thermophila SB210
Lineage: Eukaryota; Ciliophora; Oligohymenophorea; Hymenostomatida; Tetrahymenidae
Exons: 12
Source: RefSeq, a predicted model, not a curated record
AUGGAAAUAAGUGAAUAACUCUUUAAAUUUUUAGUAAGCUUUGACAUCAUACCAUAAGAAGCCACUCGCUUAAGCAAUCAACAAGUCAGGCUUCCAAAGGAGAUGUCUGCUAAUUUUGAAAAUGCAAUAUAUUUCGCCAAGAUAGCAAAAUAAAUAAAUAGGAUUCAGUAAAUAAAAAAUAAUUUGCCAGAAUAGCCACUUCCAAACAUUGGUUCACUCAAAGAGGGAAACAAACCUUCUUCAAAAUUCUUCAAUUGGAAUAUUGUUUUGUCUUAUUUUAUAAAAUACGAUAUUUCAGUUCAUCCAGAUCAAAAAACACUCAUCGCUUCAGGAGAUUUCCAGGCCGCAAAUCACUUAUUGGACACAUUACAUCAAUAUGUAAUAAAAAAAUAUCCCGAUUAUCAGAAUUAUGUACAGAAAACAUAAUAAUUAUCGCCUUCAAAGUAAAAAGAAAAAGAAAAUACAGUUGAUUUGAAAAAGGUAUAGAUAGAAAAGGAUCCUCUCUAAACUUCUUCUUCCUUAGAAUUCUUGAUUGCAUUAAUGUCCAAAAGUCUGCACUUAACUCCUAACUAAUCUGCAAGUCUAAUGACUGAGAAUUGUAAGUAUUUAGCUCAUGCAAUCGUUAAAGGAGUGAGAGGACUGUACGAUCCUAUUAUUCUGCUUUUUUAGAACAUCAAUGAGUACAUCACUCAUUUUUUUGAGCUCUGCUUAAAAGAUAUGAAAAUAAUCUUUAUCAUAAUGAAUGCACUUAAAACAGGAAUGGUUUGUAAAAAUGAUACUGUUGCUUAGCUUGCUUGCAAUUUUAUAUUUGGCUUUGGGGUUGAAUUUAAUAAAAGAAGCCUUUCAAAUAAGGCUUGGGACUGGUUCGUCAAUGAUAAUAACAAUGGACUUUACACAUGUAUUAAAUGUAUUAAGAGACACCCAAAACUAAAUGAAGAAAUAGUGAAAAUAUUCUAUUAGUAUGGGCAAUUUAAUUUUGUUGAACUAUUUACUACUUACCUUAAAGUUGAAUUACCUGACACUAAAGACCACAUGCAUUUUAUUAGUACUAUUAUUUAGCCUAUCAGUUCUCAUCCGUUUAUAUUAUAAGAAGUCUUACAAAAUGGAAUAAUGGAAGAUUGGUUAGAAAUAGCAUUUGAAUGUGCACAGCCAUACAUAUAAAAUGAUUUAAGAUUAGAAGCUUUAAAUUUUUUGUCAGAAUGUUGGAUAAAUCACCCCAAAAAAAUUGAAGAGGCUGAAUCAAGGGCUAAUCAAGUCAUAAAUCAUUUAAUUGAAGGAUGCUAUGAUUCAAGUUAAAGUGUCUUAUUAGGCAUUAACUGCUAAGGUUAACUCUUUAGGCUGCUAAUGAAACUCGGAAAAGAAAAGAACUUUUAUGCACCAAAAAUUUACAAAGCACUCACUUAAAUUUUGAUCUCGAGCUUAGAAAACCUUAGCAUGAGAGAAUUCUGUCUAAUAAAUUUUAUUGAUAUUUUUAAUGAAAUACCUUCGAUUCCAGUAGGAAUAAUGCUAGAACCAUAUAUUUCACAAAUAUAAGCUUCUGAUAAGAUAUUUGAAAAGUUGAAUGUUUGUGAUUUCUAAUUUCUAAAUUUUAUUUCUAGAAACAAAAACUUGAACACAAAAUUACUCGUUUUGCUGAUAGAUUUUCUUGGAAAAAUUCUUUUAAACAAUAUUAUUUUUUCUAAUAUUGUCCAUGAUUGUUUCAUGGAGCUUCUCUAUAAAUAUUAUGAUAUUCCUUCAGUUUAAGACUAUUUAAAUAAAUUCAUCAAAAUUAAUCUUGCAAUGUAUUAUGCAAGUGAGAAAAAAAAGAAACCAAAAGAAAAAGUAUUGCCACUAUACAAUAACUAAGCAGCUUCUAAAUCGCUCGUUUUACAGCCUUCAGAAAUAGAACAAGAACUAAUAAAUGCUCAAAAAAGGGCUAAAAUUGUUUAACUUUUAAAAUCUAUAGCUAACAUAUAAAGCAGACCAAUAAAUUUAAAAAUGAAGCCUUUAGUUGCUCACACAGCCAUUCAAAUUGAAGAGUUCCAGAAAAAAGAAAACAAAGGUAUGAUGCAUGUAUUGGAAGAAUUCGGAGAUCCUAAAGAAAUUAUUUAAGAAUACAAAAAAGAGUACUAAAGUCACAUAGAAAUAUAAAAAAAAGAAAGAGAAGAGCAAGAAGAGAGGGAAAAUUAAGAAAAUAUGAAAUAUAUGAAUGACCAUGAAAAAAAAGUAACAGAGAACCUUAAAAAAUAUGCAUUAAAACAUCAAAAGAAAAAAAUAACAUUGACAAAAGAAGAGCAGUAUAAAUUGGCAUAGCUGAGAAAGCCACAAGAAACAGAUCCUAAAAUUCUUUAAAUUAUUGAAGAUAAAAAAAAAGAAUAUAAAGCUAAGUAGGAAAGUGAUUAAAAAAAGAAAGAAGUUGAAAAUUAAUAGAUAGAAAAAUAAAAACAACAACUUCGAAAGUAGCUUGAAGUGAGAAGUAUAGAGCAGGGUAUUGCAGCCAAAAACAAACCAGAUACAGAGGCAAAUCAUUUAUUUGAAUUUGGCUCUCGAGAAAAAGAAAUGAAAAAAGAUAAUAAAAAAGUAUCUCCUUAAUUAAACUACUUUGAUUUAAAUUAAGAAGAAGACCGUGAUAAAUUAAUGGCUGAAGCUCUUUUAAAAAAAUACCAUAAGCUUUUUAGGCAUCUUUUUGUGAAAUACUCUAAUUCAAUUUAGACAUUUGAUAAUUAAGGUAUGACCUUCGAUAAACUAAAGGAUAAAGCCUAAUCAAUAACAUCAGCAGAAGUUUGGAAAAUGAUUAAAGAUUAUGAAUUGAUUUAAUAUAUAACUUAAGAAGAGCACAAAACUAUUUUUAAGCUUAUCAAUACCAAUUACCUAAAUAAAAAAAAUGAUUUUCAAUAAAUAGAUUUUAAAGGAUUUGAACAAUAUAUCAUUUAAUUUUCUUACAAAUUUUGCUCCAAACCACCUUAAGAUCUUCGUCAUUUGCCCAUAAGCUACUCUAUUGAAAAGUUAAUUGAAUAUAUGAAAAGUAUAACUAGAAAGUAAGGCCAUAGCACAAACAUAUUUGAAGACCCUGAUAAAAUAAACUAUGAAGAAUUUUAAAUGAAGCAAGAACUCAAUAAAUAGCUUAAAUAAAACCCAAAUACCGAGUUACCAGAGGGAUAUAAAAAGGUGUAAGAAAAAGAACUAGCUUUUAAAUAUUAAGUUCCUUAGGAAUUAAUGCUUCCUUAAGGGAUGAAAUAUGGAUAUGAAAUUCUCAAUGAAAUUUUUAUUUAAGCAUUAGGAUUUACUUUAAUUGAACCUAAAGCUGUAGAGAGUACUUAAUACAAAGCUUCGCCUCAGGUAAAAAGAAAAUCGAGUCCUUAACCUCACAAUGCAGAUAAUUAUAGAGUUUAAGAUUAAUAAAGAGAUUAAUCUAAAAGUAAAUCUCCAUAACCAAAAAGUCGAUUAAAAAGUAAAAACUGA